Rhipicephalus sanguineus (brown dog tick) is the source of this 2059-nucleotide messenger RNA. RefSeq names its product oxytocin receptor. The transcript has a single exon. Lineage: Eukaryota; Metazoa; Arthropoda; Arachnida; Ixodida; Ixodidae. Gene Ontology annotation, molecular function: vasopressin receptor activity; peptide binding. Gene Ontology annotation, cellular component: membrane. The record is from RefSeq and is a predicted model, not a curated record. The coding region runs from base 1010 to 2059 and encodes 349 amino acids. Gene Ontology annotation, biological process: G protein-coupled receptor signaling pathway.
CGAGCAGACGCUUCACAGUCGACGUGGGAGUCGGCGUCCUAUGCAGACCGAGCGGCUCACUGACCGGACUGUGACGACCGACGCCGCCGCACGCGACCUAAAGGGAACAGUUCAACGCGGUAGUGAAGCUGAAAAUUUUCACUCACGGUGCUGUGUUCUUUCAAGACUAGGAAGGGCGACGCGGUGACUUUCUGAGGGGAGGAAGUAGCUUCAGUACGUAUUUGGAAUAGCCUGUUGCGCGCGUGAGGUUUGUGUUGAGUAUCCGUGGGUUGUUGUUGUUACAGGUAGUUGAUAGCCACGACUGCGCGCGAGUAUUUCGAACUUACUGUGAGAAGAAAGAAAAUUCCUCCGGUCGUGAGUUUCGAUAAUACACGUGUACAAUUGCAGUUCGUCUGCAUCCUCCUGCUACGCCAAUUUUGUUGCUCAGAAAGUUAGUUUACUUUGUUGUAUGAGUUUCCUCGGUUUUUCUGUGUUAUCCUCUCCGUUUUUAAGCAGAUUUGUUUGACGUGUCUCCUUGGCAAGCGCAAAUUGUGGAAAUUUUCUUUCGAUAGCUUUGUUAGACAGUCAGCUUUGUGGCCCAUCGUAGAGCAUAAUACGUCGCGUUGACAUGAAAUGAGCCAGACAUUACUGAGAAGUAUACAUAGGAAAACUGCCAGAGGUACAGAAUAGUUUCUCCUGUGCUGUGUAAAGGCAUUAUUUUGGCUUCAUAUUUCGAAGUUCAAUAUUUGGUAACAUAGUCGUAAUUGUACCGGUGGUUCUCCCAUGCACCGAAACACUCCCACAAUUUCGCUUUCUCCUUGCAUAGUUGCGAACCACAAACUGAACCAUAACUAGCUGUGAUUACAUGACUCCAGGAAACGAAAGUGCGCUGCGUUCUUCACUAGAACCAUGCAUGCUGCGUCGUCCACGAGCACCACCGUAACGUUCGCACCGAAAUCUCGCGAGUACUCAAUUAGCCGAGGCAACUGCGUCGAAGCCGUUCCUUAGAAGAAGGAACCGUUUACGAUUCAUGGAACACCGCGUGAUAGAUGAGGAGAGCGACGCUUACAGUGAGAGCGCCUUCUCAACCUCCACGUCUCCCGUCGUAUUCGACGACGUCUCGGCAAACUCGACCGCGACAUGGGCGGGUGCGAGGGACGAAGCCCUCGCGCACAUCGAGAUCGCCGUCCUGGCCGUCAUCUUCGCCUUCACCGUCGCCGGCAACGGCUGCGUCCUCGCCGCUCUAGCGGCGCGCCGCUCAAAGUUGACGCGGAUGUACUACUUCCUGCUCCACCUGUGCAUAUCGGACCUGACCACCGCCUUCUUCACGGUGCUUCCCCAGCUAGGCUGGGACGCCACUUACCGCUUCCACGGCGGUGACCUCGCCUGCAAGACCGUCAAGUUCGGCCAGCUCCUGGGUCCUUACCUCUCGUCCUACGUGCUCGUGGUGACCGCCAUGGACAGGUACCAGGCCAUCUGCUUUCCCCUGUCCAGCUGCUCCUGGACUCCGGCCAAGUCCAAGAUGCUCGUGUCGUUCGCCUGGGCCGUGUCGCUGCUGUGCUGCGUGCCGCAGGUGUUCAUCUUCAGCUACCAGGAGGUGUCCGCUGGCGUGUACGACUGCUGGGGCACGUUCGUCGAGCCCUGGGGCCUGCGCGCCUACGUCACCUGGUACAGCGUGUCGGUGUUCUUCGUACCCCUCCUGGUGCUGUGCUUCACAUACGUGUGCAUCUGCCGCUCCAUCUGGCGCAACCUGCGCCAGAAGAGAGAAAGCUCUAGGGCCGCAGACGGUACUGCCGCGACCGCGACCGUGGUGGUGGACGGGUCCACGCGAGCGGUUCGCCGCGCCUUCAGACUCAAAAGUACCGCCGCGGCGGGAAACAGAGACAGUGCCGUGGCGCCAUUCAUGGGUCCUCGAAGCCACUCGGUGCGCGGUCUGUCCCGCGCGAAGAUAAAGACAGUCAAAAUCACCGUCGUAGUCAUCGUGCUGUACAUUGCCUGCUCAUCGCCCUUCAUCUGCGUACAAAUGUGGAUGUACUGGAGCCCUUACGCCAACAUCGCCGAUCCGUGGACGAGUAAGUGA